GCCUGCAUGAAUGGUGAGGUGUGCUCUUGAUUCUCAGCGGCGUGUAAGACACGAGAGUUUAAAUGGAAAUAAAUCUUCGUAACAAAGCACAGACAAAGUAGGGCUCAGUAACGUUAAUGCAGGGAUGCUUCCUGCUUUUGUCAAUAUAGAUUUGAGGUGCUUUAUUUAGGCGAAACAAUUCUUAAUGACAUUUUAUGAAAUGCAAUGCAAUGUAGUAUUUUUUUUUUUUUUAGUUUAUUAGAUGUUAGAUUAGACAAUUUCAAAUAUAGUUAAGCCAAGAAGAACAAUCCCCAGUUAAAAGAUUUGGAGCCGACUCUUAUUGGUGAGCUGAGUCAAAUAGAAAUUGCCAUCAAUACUACUGAAAGGUUACUUUGCAAGGGGCCAAAAUGUUUGAGCUUGGUGUACACUGCAUUUUUACUACCUUUCUAUUUCACUUUAUAUAUAUAAAUGUGUAUAUAUUUAUUAGAUAGACAAAUAGACAGUGCAAAAUGAGUCAUCGAGAGAAUUUCUUCCUCCAGGCAAUGAUUUGAUGUCAGCAGCAAAUGAAACCUUUAAGACCUUUAAGAGUUGAGUGUAAACAGUGCCACCAUGUCAGUUAAGGUAGAUUUUGUCAUGCAGUGUCCAUCGUCAGGGUGUGUAUCCUGUAAGAGCUGUAGUUUCAUAUAUACCUUGUGAAACCUGUUUUCCUCUCCAUUACGUCUGGCCCUUCCACCGGCUCGAUCUGGCUCAUCUGUCGUCAAUUGUCAACAUUCCGUUUUAUCAAGGAGUCACAAAACUACACCCAAGGGCAAAGAUGCUGGUUGUACUCCUCAUCAUGGGGGGAUUACUUCCCCUAAUCCACGCUGAUGAUUUUCCACUCAGCAUGUUAUCAUUCGAAGACAGAGUAAUCACGGGCCGAUUCAUCAACUCCCUCCUGCUGAGUUUGCCUCCCUGUACCUACGCUGGCCAGAGUGUGGACCUGGAGUACCUGAAUUGCUACACCAAUAAAAGCUACACCCUGUACAACAUUUUCACGGUUCGAAACUGUAACAGCAGCGGCGACCUGACAGGACCAACCGCAUUCAGCAGAAACAUCGGAUACCAGCUGAUGAACCUCACCAAUGGCACACAGUACAGGAUUAGCUAUAAAAUUGGAAUGUACAGAAGCACCCCUCUGAUGGCAACUACAAGAACAGUAUCUAGCUACACAGAAAUCGAAGUUGGCUUUCCAGGACGCAGCGCAGCAAUGGUGGUGAUCACAGUCAUCCUGUCUGUGGCUGCGUUUAUCCUGCUAAUUGGGAUCAGCAUCAGUACGUUGGUGUCCCCUAGUGAUGAGUAAAACAACGCUUCAGGUUCAGAAAUCAAGUCUAUCACAUUAUACACUUCACAAAUAUACACUGCCACAUGGGGUGUUCAAAGGCUUUUGACUGACAGUGAAUAGGUUAUUUUAUUCCAUUUCUUUCUUAAGACAUAAUAAAAUAAAUACUUAAACUAGCUAUCAAGCUAAGAAUUUUGUAGAUUAAAUCUUUUCAUAAGGUCUAUGCCUUUCACAAUCAUUCUGCUGUAGAAAGGUGAUUUGUCUCUUUUUUUUUCAAAUAAGUAAUUUCACAAGAUCUUUUUUCUUUUGCUGUAACAUAUUUAUCGUCUACUUUAAUCACAACAUGACAAACGCACUGACAAUUGUUUUGUUGAUCAUUUCAAUACAAACAAUUCUUUCUCAGUAAUGUGUUGUUUUCUUGUAAUAUACUGUUAUAACUGGUAGACUAACUGCAUUCAGAUUUAAUAAUAAAUAUUAAUAUGAUUCAAAUA
Messenger RNA from Ictalurus furcatus (blue catfish), 1788 nucleotides. RefSeq lists its product as uncharacterized. The record is from RefSeq and is a predicted model, not a curated record. The transcript has 5 exons. NCBI's taxonomy places the organism in Eukaryota, Metazoa, Chordata, Actinopteri, Siluriformes, Ictaluridae. Bases 794 to 1318 code for a protein of 174 amino acids.